AUGGCGGCGCGGCAGUGACGGCGCCUCUCGCGCCACCCCUGAGAUGGCGGCGCGGCAGUGACGGCGCCUCUCGCGCCACCCCUGAGAUGGCGGCGCGGCAGUGACGGCGGCGGAAGCGGCUCCCUGCGCUGGGUCUGACAGCGGAGCGCGGCCCCGGCGCCCCGCCGCAGAAUGAUCCCCACCGAGGAGGUGUCGGCCCGCAGGAGGGAGAUCGAGGGCAAGCUCAAGCAGGAAGAAGAGACUCUGUGCUUCAUCAAAGAGAGUCUUGAGAAGAGCGACCAGCUUACAAAGAACAUGGUUUCUAUCCUCUCCUCCUUCGAAAGUCGUUUGAUGAAGCUGGAGAACUCGAUCAUCCCUGUCCAUAAACAGACAGAGAAUCUGCAGCGCUUGCAGGAGAACGUGGAGAAGACCCUGUCCUGCUUGGAUCAUGUUAUCAGUUACUACCAUGUGGCCAAGGACACUGAGAAGAUCAUAAAGGAAGGCCCCACUGGGAGGCUGGAGGAAUACUUGAAUUGCAUGGACAAAAUCCAGAAGGCAGUGGAAUACUUCCAGGACAACAAUCCAGACAGCCCGGAGCUGAACCGUGUGAAAUCCCUCUUUGAGAGGGGCAAGGAGUCCCUGGAAUCCGAGUUUCGCAGCCUGAUGACACGACACACCAAACCAGUGCCACCCAUCCUCAUCCUGGACUUGAUCAGCGGGGACGACGAGAUGGAGACGCAGGAGGAGAUGUCUCUGGAGCACCUGCCGGAGAGCGUCCUGCAGGACGUCAUCCGCAUUGCUGGCUGGCUGGUGGAGAACGGCAGGAACCAAGAUUUCAUGACUGUUUACUUCCAAAUCCGCUCUGUCCAGCUUGACCGCUCCAUCAAGGGGCUGAAAGAGCAUUUCCGUAAGAACAGCUCCUCCACAGGGGUGCCCUAUUCCCCUGCCAUUCAGAACAAAAGGAAGGACACCCCCACCAAAAAGCCAAUCAAGAGACCAGUCCUCAUCCCAGGCACGAUCCGUAAGGCUCAGAACCUUCUGAAACAGUACUCUCAGCAUGGUCUAGAUGGGAAAAAGGGGGCCUCUAACCUCAUUCCUAUGGAAGGUCAUGAGCAUGAUUUACGAGUUAAACACCUUUCCGAGUCCCUGAGCGACAAGCACGGGCCGGCUGCGGGGAGGGAUGACGUCUUUGACAUCGAGAUCGACGCGUACAUUCACUGUGUGAGUGCCUUCGUCAAACUGGCGCAGAGCGAAUACCAGCUCCUGACACAGAUCGUCCCAGAGCACCACCAGAAGAAGACAUUUGAUUCUCUCAUCCAGGAGUCAUUAGAUAACUUGAUCAUGGAGGGGGAUAACAUUGUCUCAGCUGCCCGGAAAGCCAUCAUCCGACACGACUAUUCAGCUGUGCUCACCAUCUUCCCCAUCCUUAAACAUCUUAAACAGAUGAAGCCAGAAUUUGACCAGGUCUUGCAGGGAACUGCAGCAGGUACUAAGAACAAACUGCCAGGGCUCAUCACUUCCAUGGAGACCACUGGUGCAAAGGCACUAGAAGAGUUUGCAGACAACAUUAAGAACGACCCAGACAAGGAAUACAACAUGCCAAAAGAUGGGACAGUUCACGAACUCACCAGCAACGCCAUCCUUUUCCUACAGCAACUGUUGGAUUUCCAGGAGACAGCGGGUGCUAUGCUGGCAUCACAAGAGACCAGCUCUUCAGCCAGCAGUUACAGUUCUGAGUUCAGCAGGCGGCUGCUGAGCACCUACAUCUGCAAAGUGCUGGGCAACCUCCAGCUUAACCUUCUUAGUAAAUCCAAGGUUUAUGAAGACCCAGCUUUAAGUGCCAUUUUUCUGCACAACAACUACAACUACAUUCUGAAAUCUCUGGAGAAGUCUGAGCUGAUCCAGUUGGUGGCUGUGACACAGAAGACAGCCGAGAGGUCGUACCGGGAGCUCAUUGAGCAGCAGAUCCAGACCUACCAGCGCAGCUGGUUGAAGGUGACAGAUUACAUCUUGGAGAGAAACCUGCCUGUCUUUCAACCAGGAGUGAAGCUCAAGGAUAAGGAGAGGCAGAUGAUAAAGGAGCGCUUUAAGGGUUUUAACGACGGGCUGGAGGAGCUGUGUAAGAUGCAGAAGGCCUGGGCAAUCCCAGACGUGGAGCAGCGGGACAAAAUCCGCCGGGCACAGAAAACCAUUGUGAAAGAGACCUAUGGUGCCUUCCUCAACAGAUAUGGCAACGUGCCCUUCACCAAGAACCCCGAGAAGUACAUCAAGUACCAGGUGGAUCAGGUAGGGGAGAUGAUCGAGAAGCUGUUUGACACAUCGGCGUGACUCUCCAGCUGUCCUGUGCUCUCCUGCUGCCAAGCACAAGUCAGUGUAUUCUCAGCAACCUUUGGGACUCCCAUCCCUCCUCCCCUGCCCCAUUGUGGUGGGCAGGGUGUUAUACUUGUAUUUAUCAAAGAUUUAUAAACCUAUGGGAACACUG
Molecule: messenger RNA, 2461 nt
Organism: Colius striatus (speckled mousebird)
Lineage: Eukaryota; Metazoa; Chordata; Aves; Coliiformes; Coliidae
Gene: EXOC7
Product: exocyst complex component 7
Exons: 21
Coding region: 172-2307 (711 amino acids)
Biological process (GO): exocytosis
Cellular component (GO): exocyst
Molecular function (GO): phosphatidylinositol-4,5-bisphosphate binding
Source: RefSeq, a predicted model, not a curated record